Miniopterus natalensis is the source of this 1451-nucleotide messenger RNA. RefSeq names its product C-type lectin domain family 18 member C (gene CLEC18C). The record is from RefSeq and is a predicted model, not a curated record. Lineage: Eukaryota; Metazoa; Chordata; Mammalia; Chiroptera; Miniopteridae.
ACUCCUCAAGAUUGUGAAUAGCUCCAUCCAGCCUGUGAAGCAAGCUGGACACUGGACGGCUGAACCAGGCCGCUCCCGGAUCGCCCUACAGACCCAUGCUACUGCUGGAGCCCUCCUCUGGGGCGGGGGGCCGCUGGCCUGGCCUCCUGCCCAUGCUCGUGGCUCUCCUUUGCAUGGCCUGGGCAGAGGUACGGCCACUCCAGCUGCAGGAGAAGCAGGCUCCAAUGCCCGGAGCCCUGAGCACAAAGGAGAGUUUCCUGCUUCUCUCCCUGCACAACCGCCUGCGGAGCCAGGUGCACCCCCCUGCAGCCAACAUGCAGAGAAUGGAUUGGAGUGAGAGCCUAGCCCGACAGGCUCAGGCAAGGGCGGCCCUCUGUGGUGCCCCUGCCCCAAGCCUGGCAUCCACCCACCAGGCCACUUCACAUGUGGGCUGGAAUGUGCAGCUGCUGCCUGUGGGCUCGGCAUCCUUUCUCCACGUGGUGGGCCUGUGGUUCGCAGAGGGCCAGAGGUACAGCCAUGCUGCGGCCGAGUGUGCCCACAAUGCCACCUGCACCCACUACACUCAGCUCGUGUGGGCCACCUCAAGCCAGCUAGGCUGUGGGCAACAUCCCUGCUCUGGGGACCAGGCCGAGAUGGAAGCCUUUGUCUGUGCCUACUCUCCUGGAGGCAACUGGGAGGUCAACGGGAAGACAAUCGCCCCCUAUAAGAAAGGCGCCUGGUGUUCGCUUUGCACAGCCAGCGUCUCAGGCUGCUUCAAAGCCUGGGACCAUGCAGGGGGGCUCUGUGAGGUCCCCAGGAAUCCAUGUCGCAUGAGCUGCCGGAACCAUGGACAUCUCAACAUCAGCACCUGCCACUGCCACUGUCCCCCUGGCUACACGGGCAGAUUUUGCCAAGUGCGGUGCAGCGUGCAGUGUGUGCACGGCAGGUUCCGGGAAGAGGAGUGCUCCUGCAUCUGUGACGUUGGCUACGGGGGAGCCCAGUGUGCCACCAAGGUGCACUUUCCCUUCCACACCUGUGACCUGAGGAUCGAUGGAGACUGUUUCAUGGUGUCUUCAGAGGCAGACACCUAUUAUGGAGCCAAGAUGAAAUGCCAGGGAAAGGGCGGGGUCCUAGCCCAGAUCAAGAGCCAGAAAGUACAGGACAUCCUCGCCUUUUACCUGAGCCACUUGGAGACUACCAACGAGGUGACCGACAGGGAUUUUGAGACCAGGAACUUCUGGAUCGGGCUCACCUACAAGACCGCUAAGGACUCCUUCCGCUGGGCCACUGGGGAGCACCAUUCCUUCACCAGUUUUGCCUUUGGGCAGCCUGACAACCAGGGGUUUGGCAACUGCGUGGAGCUGCAGGCCUCAUCCGCCUUCAACUGGAAUGACCAACGUUGUAAAACCCGAAACCGCUACAUCUGCCAGUUUGCUCAGGAGCACAUUUCCCGGUGGGACCCAGGGCCCUGA